This is a messenger RNA of Carassius carassius (crucian carp), 2660 nucleotides long. RefSeq names its product melanophilin-like. NCBI's taxonomy places the organism in Eukaryota, Metazoa, Chordata, Actinopteri, Cypriniformes, Cyprinidae. Gene Ontology annotation, biological process: intracellular protein transport. Gene Ontology annotation, cellular component: cortical actin cytoskeleton. Bases 16 to 1767 code for a protein of 583 amino acids. Gene Ontology annotation, molecular function: myosin binding; small GTPase binding; actin binding. The record is from RefSeq and is a predicted model, not a curated record. The transcript is spliced from 14 exons.
UCCUCAUUCUACCGGAUGAGAUUUAAAAUGAUGCCCAGCAACAGUUAUGGGAAGAGUUUGGAUCUCUCCAGGUUGACAGAUGACGAAGCCAAGCAUGUUUGGCAGGUGAUCCAGAGAGAUUUCCACCUGCGAAAGAAAGAAGAGAACAGACUAGGGGAACUCAAGACCAAAAUAAGGAAAGAGGACACCAAAAGAGAACUGCUGGAAUAUCAGCCUAAACUCAGUGAUUCUCUCUGCAUUCGCUGUCUGCAGCCCUUCAAAUUCCUUGUCAACAGCAAGCGCCAAUGUUUAGAUUGCAAGCUAUUUGUCUGCAAGUCCUGCAGCCAUUUUAACAAGAAGGACCACGGUUCGGUUUGUGAUCCAUGCCACAUGGCCAGAAUCCUUAAGAUUGGCACUCUAGAAUGGUUCCAUGAGAAUGUUCGCUCACGCUUCAAGCGUUUUGGGAGUGCAAAGGUCAUGAAUUCACUUUUCAAGAGGCUGAACAGUGACCGUGCCAGCUCUCAAACUGACCUCAGAGAUCCUCGAGAUGAUGACACGCACAGCAUGCCUGAAGUUCACACUGCUUCUCUGUAUAGCCAGGAAGAUGAGCAGUCUGAGCGGGUCGACAGACGCCACUUCGGCCUGAUGAGAAAAGGCAGACGGCUACUCCCUGUUGAUCCUCUUGAUUUUAAUCUAGGCAUUGAGAACUCUGCUUAUUCUCGACCUCCCGUACUUCUGCAUUCAGGUAGCCAAGAGAAAGUAACCCAGAGUAAGGACUCAGUAACUGAAGACGACUGGUCCACAACCUUUAAGCAGAUCCUGGAGAAUGGAACUCAUGGUAGAGUUGAUGAGAUGAAGGGCAUGUUGCAAAUCGGCCAGAGAAGUCUGGACAGACCCUCCCGUUUUGAUGACUGCACACCACAUCUAGAACCAAGGAUGACAACAUCUCGUUCCCUCUCCAAGAUGAGCAUCUCUUCAGCUGGCAGCUCUAACUAUCACUUCCACCGUGAGCCUUCUUACAGCCUGGAAGACUCGGAGGAUGACGGUGAUUCUGAGAUGCACAUCAUAUAUACUCCUGCCCCACAUAGGGAGCACUCACCAGAUGACGUUCCUCCACAGAUUAUCGAGCUCAACAUGCGUAUGUCAGCAAUCGAGACUCUUCUGAGCCGUUUGGAGCAGAAACUCAUAUUGCCAGUAAUUGGGGGAUCGGCAGAACAAGUGUUUGAAGUAAAUCUGCACAACCAACAGGUGGAGCUGAAAGAGGAGGAUCUGUCUCCAGCUGAUUUAGAGGAGCUCGAGCUCAGGAAAAAGCUUGAUGAACUUACUGAAAAAAUAAGUGACAAAGGCUCGUCUGAUGAGGAAGAUGCAAUGAAACCUUCAGAUGCCUCUCCAAAGAAAGUUGCAGUUUAUCAUGCUCCAGCUAUGAGAGGAGCUUCAGCUGGACCUGGGAAUGUCACACACGAAUGGCCUUUUGAGGUUGAGUGGAAAGGAAAGCCAGGCGUACCUAAAUCCUUAAAAAAGCAGAAGAGGGUAAGGUCCUUUGAGUUUAGCAGCACAACCAGCUGUGAGCUGUCACAGCUGGAGGGUAAAGUUGCAAUGGCAGUGGCCAGCGUCCAGAGCACUCAAAGUGGGGUUACAGACAUCCAGAAAAGAAUCGCUGCUUUGAGUGCUGCAGGGAUGACGGUGGAGACGUCCCGCAGACGGACUCCUCAGCCAUCAAGGACAUUGCAUGAAUUUUCAAUUAGAGGCAGCAAUGAAGCAAGGUCUCUGCGAAAGCUGGUCAUGUGAAGCAAUUUCAGCAAGCUAGCAUACUUUCACAUAUUUUAGUAGGCCUUGAUGGUGUACAAACUCACAGAACAUUGACAGAUUCACAUAAGAAUAUUUCAUAUGUUAAUAAAUUCAGCUGCAAGGGUUUGGGGGAUUCCAGGUUGAAUAAUAUAGAAUUAAUAUUUGCUUUAAUCUUCCAUUAGAUGAGUGUCAGAUUUUUCUGAAAAAUGAGAGGCUUGUCUUGUAGCAUUGCUGUUUCUUAGAAUAGACCAUUUCUGUUAUCCACACAAUAGAAUUUGCUUGUCUACAUACACUUAUUAACUGUUGUCGUUUUGAUAACUCAAAAUGUAUAUUAAAAAAUAAUCCAUAUUUAAUUUCUUAAUUCAGAUUUCUAUGUAGUUUCUUGGGUAUAUUUGAUGAAACAUUGUAUCUGAUAUAUUUUUCAUAUAUAUAGUGGGGGGUUUUCUUCUAAAUAAAUAUCUUAAAUUAUACAAUUGUCUUCAGUGUCAGUGAUGUAUUAAUGAAUCAGUCAGCAUGAUACACUUGCAAAGCUCAGUUCAAACAUAUGCUGGGUUAUCCUGUUCUCCAUAUCCAAAUUAUCACAUAAUUUGCAUAUUUAGUGUAAGGAUGUUUCUGAGUACAUGCAUGCUGUGCAGUCUUCACCCUCCCCCAGAUGGGGUAUAAAUUGGUGGAUCAGUCCAUCAGUGGAUCCAAACGAGAAUAUCCUCAACCUCUGAGAACGACUCAAGAUGCUCAGAAGUUUUCUUAUACUCACAGCUAUGGCAAUACUGUAAGAUUACAAAUCCUCUGAAAAACUUCUACCUUGAAGACACAUUUAUGCUUCCUCUGCACUCAAGGAUCAUUUUAACUGACAGCUGAGGAUCACAGACUGAGAUACCAAGAGGUGAACAGCU